Botrytis cinerea B05.10 is the source of this 1143-nucleotide messenger RNA. RefSeq lists its product as hypothetical. The transcript has a single exon. The record is from RefSeq and is a predicted model, not a curated record. Bases 158 to 946 code for a protein of 262 amino acids. Lineage: Eukaryota; Fungi; Ascomycota; Leotiomycetes; Helotiales; Sclerotiniaceae.
GGGGCGUAUUUUUAUGUUUGGAAUUUUGUUGUUUUCACUGAACUCACUCGAACGUUCUUUUGUUUCUAUUUCGAUCUACUAGAAUAGAGUUUGGAUAGUAGCAGGAACAUAAGUAUUUCGAUUUAUAUCCAACAAGGAAAGGGGAACAAUAGUCACGAUGUCAAUCACGACGUCAAAUAUGACACCAAAGCCGCGAUUCCCAUCCGGGUCUUCGAAAACCUCAACGUCAUCAACCUGGCAAUUCCAUCAAUUCCCUCUCCUCCCCCUCGAGCUUCAGCGCAAAAUCUGGCGUUCCCUCUUCCCCUCCUCCCGAACCGUCUCCCUCUCCUACAACAUCUCUCCCCUCCAAGCCCAUUCCUCUCCACCUCCCAUCACCCUGUCCAUCUGUUCCGAAUCACGUUCCGAGACACUCUUAUACUAUACCUUCCUCUACCGUUCGGAAUUCCCCGGAUCCCGUGGGAAAUCUGGUGGAAACUGUGGGAUUCUCCUCAGUAAAUGCAUGAGACAGCCUAUCUGUAUAAAUCCCCUCAUGGACACCAUUUCUUUCUUCGCCGGGGAUCUAUGCGGGGAGAAUCUCAAAGGCCGAAAAAGAUUCGUCGAGUGGAUGGAAUUCUUGAACUCAGUCGAUAGGAGAAUUUUGGGCCGAGUCACUGUGGUGGAGUUGGGGGGCCUGGAUUGGGAUAAUACGAUGUAUGUACAUCUUAAAUAUCAGGAAGGGCUGAGGUGUAAGGAAAUGGUGGAGGAGUAUGAGGGACAGGGAGGAGCAGAGUGUUGGGAGGAAUUGAAUUACGGGGGGUUACUCAGAUUAGAGGGAUUGCAGGAAAUCAGGUGUCGCUAUGCUCACGAGGAGUAUAUGGGGAAUUUCGAGGAACAGUUGAGGAGGUUCUUGGGAUUUCAUGGAGAGGUUUGGGGCGGGAGGGUUCCGGUUGUGAAAAGAGUGUUUUGAGGGGAUUGCAUGGGUGAUGAGGAAAUGAGUUGAGUUGAGAUUUGAUGAUGUAUGAUUUGAUUUACUAAAGGGGGACUAAAUUUGGCAUGUGAAUAUGGGCAUAGUAUGGCGUUUCGGAUUGGAAUUUGGAACCGUAGAUGUCAUACCAUUAGAUGUAUCAUUUAGAUUAUAGAAUAAUUAUUAUAGACUUCGUUUCA